CCCUGCUCUCGAGCAAGCCCUAGAACCCUAGAAUGCGAGUAGAAGGGGGGAAAUGGUAGGCGCCAUAGCGGGGCUCCAGGAGCAUCUCAAGUUGGCGCGCGAGUACGCGCUGGAGGGAUCUUACGACACUUCUAUCAUCUUCUACGAUGGCGCAAUCGCGCAGAUCAACAAGCAUUUGAAUACGGUGGACGAUUCAAGUAUUCGAGGGAAGUGGCUUAAGUGCAAGAAGGAGCUAGCAGAAGAAGUGGACCUUGUCAAGCAGCUGGAUGCCGAGAAGCAGGCGUUCAAAGAGGUUCCAGGAGGCCCUGGCUCUCCUCGGCUGGUCUCAAAGUCAUUCAUGGCAAUGAACUUUUCUGGAGAAGACAGCUAUCCUGACGAUCCGGAUGUUUGGAGGCCGCCUGCUAGAGACGCUCGAGAACAAUAUGGAAGCAGGAGACCGACCAAGGCAGGCCAACUGGCGGCGCAAAAGUCCAUGGGAGACAACCGCUCUUCUUCGUGGGCUCGGAAGAGUGGAGACAACAACAACAACAACAACAGCAAGAUGGCAAGAGGUGGGAAAACAAGUGUUUCUGGUGCUUCUGGUCGAACAGCGGCCGCUGCUGGAGCGGCUGCAGGUAGUAAAGCUGCUGGUAACUCUUCUCAAGCCACCAGAAAGGCAACGAAUACUGGAAGAUCAACUCCGAGCAAGCGGGAGUCGACGAGUGGAGAAGAGGAGGAUGGUAAAGCCAGGAGGGGUCGCUACGAUGGCCCUGAUCAGGAGUUGGCUGCCAUGCUCGAAAGGGACGUGUUGGAAAGCUCGCCGGGGGUGCACUGGGAGGACAUUGCCGGGCUUAGUGAAGCAAAGCGACUGCUUGAAGAAGCCGUGGUUUUACCUCUCUGGAUGCCUGAUUUUUUCCAGGGAAUUCGUCGUCCAUGGAAAGGUGUUCUGAUGUUUGGGCCACCAGGUACUGGGAAAACUCUCUUGGCAAAGGCCGUGGCUACUGAAUGCGGGACGACGUUUUUCAACGUCUCCUCGGCAACUUUGGCUUCUAAGUGGCGUGGAGAAAGUGAGCGAAUGGUCCGCUGCUUGUUCGACCUUGCCAGGGCCUAUGCUCCGAGCACGAUUUUCAUUGAUGAAAUCGACUCCCUGUGCAACGCCCGAGGGGCAUCUGGAGAACACGAGUCAUCCAGAAGAGUAAAAUCAGAGCUUCUGGUACAAAUUGAUGGAGUAAAUAACAGCAGUGAGGAUGGCGAGAAGAAGAUUGUCAUGGUACUGGCAGCUACAAACUUCCCGUGGGACAUUGACGAGGCUCUCAGGAGGCGGCUGGAGAAAAGGAUUUAUAUCCCACUUCCAAACCAAGAAAGCAGACGGGAAUUGAUUCGCAUAAACUUGAAGAGCGUGGAGGUGGCUCCGGAUGUCGAUAUCGAAGAAGUAGCACGAAGAACAGAAGGGUACAGUGGAGACGACCUGACGAACAUCUGUCGAGACGCAUCCAUGAACGGCAUGCGGCGAAAGAUUGCUGGAAAGACGAGAGACGAGAUAAAGAACAUGAAAAAGGAUGACAUCCACGACCCGGUUGCGAUGUGCGAUUUUGAGGAGGCACUGUCCAAGAUCUCGAGAAGUGUGUCGAUGGCAGACAUUGAAAGGCACGAGAAGUGGCUCGCAGAGUUUGGUUCCGCCUAAGCAUUAAACAGCAGCACCGUGUAAGCUAACAAGAGAGAAACGAAGCAUCGCCACUUCGACGUAUCUGGUACGUAAGGCAUGCAAUCCCAAGCAUCCCCGGCGGUACCAAAGUCCGAGAUUAUCGCGCCCUGAAGUUGGCUCUACACUUGAACAUCCCUGGCGUGACUAAAAAGCAAGCAGGACAGAGAGCUGGAACAUCUAUGAGAUGAAAAAAAUGAAACAAGUUUUUCUCCUGGACACCAUAGAUUGAACAAGACACUUCUUUCCUCAGAGGUUAAGCUUAGGCUUAGUUGAAAGUUGCUUAAUUGUAACAUUUGCUCC
Selaginella moellendorffii is the source of this 1984-nucleotide messenger RNA. Its product is annotated as katanin p60 ATPase-containing subunit A1. The transcript has 8 exons. Gene Ontology annotation, biological process: microtubule severing. The coding region runs from base 53 to 1663 and encodes 536 amino acids. Lineage: Eukaryota; Viridiplantae; Streptophyta; Lycopodiopsida; Selaginellales; Selaginellaceae. The record is from RefSeq and is a predicted model, not a curated record. Gene Ontology annotation, cellular component: microtubule cytoskeleton. Gene Ontology annotation, molecular function: microtubule binding; ATP binding; microtubule severing ATPase activity.